Messenger RNA from Poecilia reticulata (guppy), 3391 nucleotides. Lineage: Eukaryota; Metazoa; Chordata; Actinopteri; Cyprinodontiformes; Poeciliidae. The record is from RefSeq and is a predicted model, not a curated record.
GACAGGUUUAACAGAGCUUAAUGGAGAUUAUCUAUAGAGAAAUUAAACUUAACGCCAAAAAGAAAACGCAACACUGUUUAUGUGAAACUUGUUGAUGAGAUGCUUUAAUAAUCCAGUUUUACAUUCAGGCAGCUGUUUGAACAGCUUUAGUUGGAUUGGGGGUGGGACCGAGUCUGGCUGUUUUACUACACCGUCUGUAGCUCCAUUUCUGGAAUAGACCUCAGUUCUACUAAACCCGGCCUGAUUCGGGCUUGUAAUUCAUAUUAAAGUUUUAUUCUACAGUUUUGUUUUUUCCUGAGACUGAAAAAGAUUCUUUAUUUUCUCGCCGCUUAAUCAGUCAGCUUCUGGACCUGGUUCCGUCUGACAAUGGGUCCAGUUCGGCUGCAGUUUUACUUUAAAAAGGCUGUUCUAAUAAAGGAUAAGUAUAGAUUUCUGCUAAAAUCCAGUCAAACCAACAUGGCUUAAAUGAGCAGCUUUUAAAGGGGAUUCUGAAUUAAUCAGAACUCAGCCUAUUAAACAGGAUGAUGUGAUUUAAAUCUGAAAAUGUAUUUAUUAUUUUUCCCAGUUUCCAUAAGCAGUGCGACCCCUGCUGAUAAAUGCUACUGGGCCUAUCCCAGUUUACACCAGAACUGAAUGCUUGACCUAGAAGAUCAGAACCAGUAGACGGACCUGACCUGGAACACAAAGCCUCACCAGAUGUUUGCUUUCUCUCAGGUGAGGCGCCCACCUGUCCUGGUUCUUCUUCUGUGGUUCAGUCAUGGAGCUGGCGUAUGUGUGCGACUGGGAGAAGCGUCCGAAGAGCACCCACUGUCCGUCCGUCCCACUGGUGAGCUCCUGGUCCUGCAGGAACCUGGUGGCCUUCACCACCGACCUGAAGAACGAUGAUGACGACACCAAAGAUGUCAGUCACAUGAUCCACAUCAUCGACACAGAACAUCCGUGGGACGUGUUCUCCAUCAACUCUGGCCACAGUGAAGUCAUUUCCUGUCUGGAGUGGGACCAAUCAGGCUCCCGCCUGCUGUCGGCGGAUGGUGACGGCAGGAUCCGGUGCUGGUCGAUGUCAGAGCACCUGGUGAACAGCUGGGAGAGCGCCCUGAGCAGCUCGGUGGACGGAGACCCCAUCGUGGCGCUGAGCUGGCUGCACAACGGCGUCAAGCUGGCGCUGCAUGUAGAGAUGUCUGGCUCCACCAACUUUGGAGAAAAGUUCUCGCGGGUCAAGUUCUCGCCGUCGCUGACGCUGUUCGGUGGGAAGCCGAUGGAAGGCUGGCUGGCGGUGACGGUGAGCGGCCUGGUGACGGUUUCGCUGCUGAAGCCGGGCGGCGCCCUGCUGACGGCCAGCGAGAGCCUGUGCCGUCUGCGGGGCCGCGUGGCGCUGGCCGACAUCGCCUUCACCGGCGGCGGGAACAUCGUGGUGGCGGCGACCGACGGCAGCAGCUCCUCGCCGGUCCAAUUCUACAAGGUGGUGGUGAGUGUGGUGAGCGAGAAGUGCCGCAUCGACACAGAGCUGCUGCCGUCGCUCUUCCUGCGCUGCACCACCGACCCGCUGCGGAGGGACAAAUAUCCGGCCGUCACACACCUCAAGUUCCUGACCCGGGAGAACUCGGAGCAGGUGCUGCUGUGCGCGUCCAAUCAGAGCGGCAGCAUCGUGGAGUGCUGGUCCCUCAGGAAGGAGGGACUUCCUGUCAACAACAUCUUCCAGCACCGCUCUCCUGUUGUGGGCGAGAAGCAGCCGACCAUCUUGAAGUGGCGCAUCCUGACGACCACCGGCGACCUGGAGCGCGUCUCCGCUGUGGCGCUGCCCAAGCUGCCCAUCUCCAUUUCCAACACCGACCUGAAGGUGGCGUCAGACACCAAGUUCUGCCCCGGUUUGGGUCUGGCCCUGGCAUUCCACGACGGCAGCAUCCAGAUCCUGCACCGCCUGUCCCUCCACACCAUGGGCGUGUUCUAUGGCGCCGCCCAGCGGCCCGGGGACGACGCCGCCGCCGCCAUCAAGCGCCCGCGUACCACUGGCCCCGCCCUCCACUUCAAGGCGCUGCAGUUCUCCUGGACCUCGCUGGCGCUGGCCGGGGUGGACGGCCACGGCAAGCUCCACAUGCUGCGCGUGUCGCCCUCUAUGGGCCAGGUGCUGGACAUGAACACCACGCUGCGCCACCUGCUGUUCCUGCUGGAGUACUGCAUGGUGACGGGCUACGACUGGUGGGACGUGCUGCUGCACGUGCAGCCCAGCAUGGUGCACAACCUGGUGGAGAAGCUGCAUGAGGAGUACAUGCGGCAGAACCAGGCGCUGCAGCAGGUUCUGGCCACGCGCAUCGUAGCCGUCAAGGCGUCUCUCUGCAAACUCUCCACGGCGACGGCGGCGCGGGCGUGCGACUUUCACGCCAAGUUGCUGCUCAUCGCCAUCAGCUCCACCCUGAAGUCCCUGCUUCGUCCGCACGUCCUCAACACGCCGGACAAGAGUCCGGGCGACCGGCUCACUGAGAUCUGCGCCAAGAACACCGACACAGACAUCGAUAAGGUGAUGAUCAACCUGAAGACGGAAGAGUUCGUCCUGGACGGCCCCCCCUUGCAGUCCCUGCAGCAGCUCAUCCAGUGGGUGGGAGACUUCGUCCUCUACCUGCUGGCCAACCUGCCCAACCAGGUGAGCCAGGGCUCGGCGGUGCGGCCCGGGUUCGGCUUCAUGAGAGACGGGGCGUCGCUGGGAAUGCUGCGGGAGAUGCUGGUGAUGAUCCGGAUCUGGGGCCUGCUGAAGCCCGGCUGCCUGCCCACCUUCACCGCCAUGUCGGACAACCAGGACAGCAUGCAGCUGCUGUUCCGGCUGCUCACCAAGCUGUGGCUGUGCUCGCGGGACGACGGCCCCCCCCAGGAACCCGACGAGAGCCUGAUAGACGAGUGCUGCUUGCUGCCCAGUCAGCUGCUGGUUCCCAGUAUGGACUGGCUCCCAGUGAACGACGGCAUCAUCGUGAAGCUGCAAGGGAAGCUGCCGCUGCGGCUGCAGUUUGGGAAAGCCUCGUCGCUGCAGGGGGCGGGAGGCUCCGCCCCCCUGGAUGUGUUCACCAGGAGUCCUGGAGCUCAGAAGAUGGACAACCUGCGCUGCAUUCACAUGGGUGUCAGCCCCACCGAGGAGAGCAAGGCCUGCACCAGGUGUGGCUGCGUGACGAUGCUUCGCUCCCCCAACAAGACAAACGCCAUGAAGCAGUGGGAGCAGCGCUGGAUCAAGAACUGCCUGUGUGGAGGUCUGUGGAGGAGGAUGGCGCCCAGCUUCACCUGAACACACCUGGCCAGACGUGGCCAUGGAGAAGCUCCUGCUUCCUGUCUGCUGCAGAGAGGCUGCAGCGCCCCCUGUGUUCUGUAAAUAAAACCUGUUUUCUAAUAAAAGGAUCAAACUUCUUCA